AAAUAGGGGUGCGUUGAAGCGAGGGCGUCAGGCCCCAAGCACCCUAGAAAAGAGGGCGCGGUUGGAAGGUUUGCUCCCUUCUGUGACCGCUAGAUGGCGCGAGGUUUGAGGGCGCCACAAAUGUAUCUUUUAGAUCUCGGAAAAUCUAUCGAUGAACAUUGGGUGGUGAAUGGUGAAUCCGAGUGAUUUUGAAAUUUUUAACUGAAACGCAGUAUUGGCGCAAGAAAGGCAAUUGGAGAGUCUCAAGAAGUGCUUUUGCGAAGAGGAAAAAGGAACCCUUCGGGUUGGAGAAAGUAAUACACACGGCAAUUUGUCCUCGCAGAAUUUUGAGGUUAGCUUACCCACGCUAACCUGUUGCGAGUACACCCGCAUUCUCCUCUCCCUGGCCCUGCGGGACCGGGAGAGGUUCAGAGCAUCACAAUGGAGACGGAAGCAGAAGUGGUGUGGACUGUGGUUAAUCCCAGAAAAAAGAAACCUGGUAACAGCAUCCUUUUGGAACCGCUCAAAAGAAAGUGCCCUUCCCCAGUAGGGGACGAGAAAGAAAAUAUGAAAAAGAAAAAUACUAAUAACAUACAAAAUAUUCCUACUGUAAGAAUAUACCCUGAGGCUCACAGUGGCCCAGCCUUGGUUGAAAUUCGCCUAGCUGAAACGCAUUGUAAGAAAAGUAGGAGUCACAACAUGGUAGCAAUUGCUAAAGCGCUACAUUCAAUGAAGGCAGGAGCUCAUCAACUGCGUCCCAGAGGCUUCAACAAAGCAGAAGCCAUGUUCAACAACGGUAUGGAGGCAAACAGGCUGAUCUUAUCUCCAAAGGUAGGAGAGUGUUACGUUGCGCGUGCGAUGCCGCAACGUAAAAGGGAAAGGAUAAAAAUUGGAGGAUAUAGGUGGUUAAAUUUCAGUCAAGAGCAUGGUCUGGAGGCCUUUGUGCCUCGUCACUCUGUAGAAAGGAAAGGUUUGCUGAAAGGCUUUAGCUUGGAAUAUCCAAUCGAGGACCUCCUGGAUCUAGCAGUAACCCCAUGCAAGAUAAUCCAGGCCAAGCGGAUGGACAGAAGACAGGUUGAUUCUACCACCAAAGAGGUUUCCUGGGUUCCCAGCGAAACAGUCCUUAUUACUUUCGAGGGGUCAACUCUCCCAACUAAAAUACAAUUGUAUGGACUUCUCAACAAGAACAUAGAACCUGACAUUGAAAGGGUAAGAACAUGCAAGAACUGUGGCAAAUUUGGGCACUCUCAAACCAGAUACAGGUCACUUCCUGAGUGCCUAAAUUGUAGUACAGUAAAAGCUGGAUAUAUGCAACAAACAUUGGGACCCAGACGUUGCAUAUAUCCAUCCGAGGUGUUGAUUCUGGGCAUUUAAACGUUGCAUAUAUCCAGUCUUGGUAUCGAUUCUGCGU
This is a messenger RNA of Osmia lignaria (orchard mason bee), 1390 nucleotides long. Lineage: Eukaryota; Metazoa; Arthropoda; Insecta; Hymenoptera; Megachilidae. The record is from RefSeq and is a predicted model, not a curated record.